UCUAGUUGCUAGGUGGCAGUAAUGUUCUACGUACGAUGUCCGAUGUAUAUGAGAAAAAUGAAGUUUGUCCAAACAGGACUCCGUACGUACGCCAGCCUUCAGGGGAAAACAUGGCGGCCGUCCUGGCAAGGAGGGUGUCUGGGCUGCUGAGGCCGCUGUCUGCCUCGCUGUGUGCCAAGACACCACAACUCCGUCAGCUCUCCAGCCUCAUCCACCCGCUGCCUCUCCACAGCUCUGCUGGAGCCGCUGUCGGCGCUCCUCUGCGGGCUGCAACCUGUCAGACACCACGAUGCAACAUCCUACAGCGGGUGUCAGCACUUAUUCCCAGCGUGACUCAGCAACCGAGCAGAAGUCUGACGUACUACAGUGUGAAGAAGGGGAAGAGGAAGACUAUAAAAUCUGUGACAGACAGGUUCAUGAGGUUGCAUUGUGGCCUUUGGAUCAGGCGCAAGGCUGGAUACAAGAAGAAACUGUGGAAGAAGAAACCUGCUAGACGAAAGCGCCUGAGGGAGCAUGUGUUCUGUAACAAAACACAGAACAAGCUUCUGGAUAAAAUGACAACCUCUUUUUGGAAAAGGAGAAACUGGUAUCUUAAGGAUCCGUACAUAAAGUACCACAAUCGGGUCAACCUCUAACUGUAAUUUGCUGAUUCGUGUAGUGACUUUUGUUUUCUGUUUGAAUAUAAUGUAAUAAAGUUAUACAUGUAAUACAGUAA
Scatophagus argus is the source of this 715-nucleotide messenger RNA. It is a transcript of the gene mrpl35, whose product is annotated as mitochondrial ribosomal protein L35. The record is from RefSeq and is a predicted model, not a curated record. Gene Ontology annotation, molecular function: structural constituent of ribosome. Lineage: Eukaryota; Metazoa; Chordata; Actinopteri; Scatophagidae. The transcript has 4 exons. Bases 36 to 635 code for a protein of 199 amino acids. Gene Ontology annotation, cellular component: mitochondrion; ribosome. Gene Ontology annotation, biological process: translation.